CUUUAAGUGUUGAAGAUGAUGCAGUUCUCAUCUGUUCCUGUGGAUCCACAGUUCCUGGACCUGCGUGUGGCGGUGCUGGGUAACGUGGACUCUGGGAAGUCCACCCUGCUGGGCGUCCUGACGCAGGGAGAGUUGGAUAACGGCCGAGGCCGAGCGCGGCUGAACCUCUUCAGACAUCUGCAUGAAAUCCAGACAGGACGUACCUCCAGCAUCAGCUUUGAAAUUUUGGGCUUCAACAGCAAAGGGGAGGUGGUGAACUACAGCGAGUCCCGAACAGCCGAGGAGAUCUGUGAGAGCUCCUCCAAAAUGAUCACCUUCAUUGACCUGGCAGGUCACCACAAGUACCUGAAGACCACCAUCUUUGGUCUGACCAGCUACUGCCCUGACUUCGCCAUGCUGGUGGUGAGCGCCAACACGGGUGUAGCCGGUACCACCAGAGAGCACUUAGGCCUGGCCAUGGCUCUGAAGGUCCCCAUUUUCAUCGUGGUCAGUAAAGUGGACCUGUGCUCGCGCGGCACCAUGGAGAAAACUGUCCGCCAGUUGGAGCGAGUCCUCAAGCAGCCAGGCUGCAACAAGGUUCCCAUGAUGGUGCUGAGCCCGGACGAUGCUGUGACUGCAGCGCAGCAGUUCGCCCAGUCUUCAUGCAUCACUCCCAUCUUCACCCUUUCCAGUGUGUCUGGAGAAAGCCUGGACCUCCUGAAAGUUUUCCUCAACAUCCUUCCUCCACUGAGCAACAGCAAAGAACAGGAGGACCUGAUGCAGCAGCUUCCUGAGUUCCAGGUGGAUGAGAUCUACUCGGUUCCCGACGUUGGGACGGUUGUGGGAGGAACUCUGUACAGCGGAGUGUGCAGGGAGGGCGAGCGGCUGGUUGUUGGUCCCACAGAGGAGGGCCGCUUCCUGCGUCUGAAAGUGGGCAGCAUCCACAGGAACCGCUCGGCCUGCAGGGUGUUGAAGGCCGGGCAGGCAGCCACUCUGGCUCUGGGCAACUUUGACCGCUCACUGUUACGCAAGGGCAUGGUGAUGGUCAGCCCCAGGAUGAACCCCACUAUCUGCCGCCAGUUUGAAGCCGCCAUCGUUCUGCUCUUCCACGCAAAGACCUUCCGGCGCGGCUCGCAGGUCACGGUCCACGUGGGUAACGUCCGGCAGACGGCUACGGUGGAGCGCCUUCAUGGAAAGGAGGAGCUUCGGACUGGAGAAAGGGCCGUCGUCUGCUUUCGUUUCAUCAAGCACCCAGAGUAUCUGCGCCUGGGUGCCAAGCUGCUGUUCAGAGAGGGCGUCACCAAGGGCAUUGGUCAUGUGACAAGCCUGCUGCCCCAUGACCAGAAUCUGAGCCGGGAUCAGAACCUGCAGGAUUAUUAGAGCCCGUUCAUUGGCUCAGGUGCUGUUAUCUGCUGCCACAUGGAUGCCCCCUGCCCUCCCUAAACAACCCCCCCCACCCCCAUGGCGCACCGUCUGCUGGUCAUCAGUGUUGUGAACGCACCCCUUCAGACGUCUGACCGCUCACACAGAAACCACAAGGAAAGGAUGAUGAAACCCAGAGCAGUGCUGGGAGGAGGAUGGCACCAGAACCGAUCCAGAGCAUCCAUGUGGAUCUGCUCCUCCUAACUGAUCCUUCCUCCCAUCUCUGCUCAUCAUCCUGUCUCACCAGACUGAUGCUGUGCUACGCUAGCUCCCUUCACUGUCUGUUUGCGUGGCAGCAAAAUAUUCCAAGAAAACAGACUUUCUGAUUGAAAGAAGCUAAAGGAGGAAGCUUUGGUUGGGUCCUCUAGGGGCCACUGGGGGCCAUGUGAGGGGAGGUGAUGCUUAAGGGUGAAGACCAGGAGUUCAGCUGAAAACUGUUUCUUAGUGAAGGACAGGAAGAGAAUCAUGACAUCAUCAUCCAGAGCUGAGAGGGUCUGUCUACACCAGAUAGUCAGACCAGCGUACCUACAGUCAAUACGCAGGAGCAAGACGUCACAUUUGCAUUUAACCCUUUAGUUUUGUAGGAAAAAUACACUUUAAACUACCUCAGCGGGCGUGCAUCCCUUUAGUCACGUACAAAAAAAAACAUUUUAAGGUCAGAUCGCCAUACGCUUCAAAACACACCAAAAAGUAAUUAAUGAAAUAGUUUUUUUCACAUGACUAAAGGAAUACACGCCCAUUGAGGUAGUUUAAAGUGUCUUUUUUUGUACAAAAGUAAAGGGAUGAACUAAAGGGAUGAACGGGUAUUGACUAUGGGUAUGCUGCUCUGACAGGAGGUGACAUAUUGAUCCAGAACGAGCGCAGAAGAGGAGUCCGACUUGGAAAUAAAGAAACAACUAGCAGGGAGGCUUGUUGGUUGUGAUGGUGCCCAGAAUGGACCCAUGGUUCUGACUGAAGGUACCAGCUCAGCAGCUGGUGAUGCUGGAGGAAACAGCUUCUGCUCCCAGAACCUCCUCAGAUGUUGUGGAUCCAGCUUCAGGUCCUCCAUGAGCCUUUUUCAAACCAACUGUGAGGAAGAUUCAGACGGUUUCUUCUGAUAUGGAUCCCCGCUCAAUGGAACCAGUUCUGGUUCCGUUCCUCAGAACAUCUCAGCUGUUUGGGGAAACCUGAAGCUUUGGCUUUUUUCCUGGACUUUGUGUGAAGCUGCUGUUGAAUGUCCUUCAAGGCUUUUGUCCGUGUUGGAAUAGAGAUCCAGCCGACUCCUCUCUGCUGACCCACAGUACCGCAGCAGGGCCGGUACUGCUGGUCAGCAGAGAGCCUUACAGCUUUUCCUUCUCUCUGUCCUUCAAGCAUUGAAAUAAAAACAUUUUAAAU
Cyprinodon variegatus (sheepshead minnow) is the source of this 2775-nucleotide messenger RNA. Its product is annotated as GTP-binding protein 2-like. Gene Ontology annotation, biological process: translational elongation. Gene Ontology annotation, molecular function: translation elongation factor activity; GTPase activity; GTP binding. Lineage: Eukaryota; Metazoa; Chordata; Actinopteri; Cyprinodontiformes; Cyprinodontidae. The coding region runs from base 16 to 1359 and encodes 447 amino acids. The transcript has 8 exons. The record is from RefSeq and is a predicted model, not a curated record.